AUGGGUGAUAACACGCACAACUCCAGCUUUGGAAGGCUUAGGAGCCGGAAACAGACCCAGAUAAGGAAUGAGCUAUUUCAUGAAAUUUCCUCACAACGUAGUGUAUUGUCUAAGGAUCUCCGGGAGCGACUUAAGCGUUUGCCCCAGCACAUCCGCAAAGAUUUGGUCGAGAAAACAGAAGAAGGCUACUCACCGUUGUUUCUGGCAUGUUGCACGGGUAGUAUUGAAAUUGUUGAGUUCCUGAUAACGGAGUGCGAUGCCGACAUUGAACAAAAAGGUACAUUCUUUUGCAGCCAGAAGCGCGAUGAUGUUUGGUGUGAUAAGUCUGUGGGUCACAUCUAUACUCCAUUAGGAUGUGCAUGCGCAUUCCAGAACGUUGAACUAGUUGAGUUCCUUAUUCAGCAUGGCAGCAAUGUAAAUGCUCUCUCCGAUACCGGAUCGACACCACUGUUCAUCGCAUGCAGUAUGAUGAACAUCGAAAUUGCUCAAUUGUUGAUAGACAGCGGAGCCGAUGUUCAAAAACCGAACUAUAAAAGAGAAACCUGUCUCAUCGCUUCUAUUGCCUCUGUGGAACUUUGCAUCUAUCUCAUCAGUCAAGGAUCAGACGUCAAUGCACAGGAUUUAUAUAACAGAACCGCUCUACACUACGCUAUUCUGACCAAUAAUCUUGAAACAACUCAACUGCUAUUAGAUCAUGGAGCCGAUCCGUUCAUCAAAAGCUACGAAGGUGACGAUGCAAUUCAAACAGCGUGCCUUACAGGGGCCCAACAAAUAGCGGAUUAUCUCAUGUACAGAAUAAGUUACUCGCGAGAAACGUUAGCCAAUGCCUACGAACUAAUGGGAUCUACGCUUAUCGAUUUACGCUUUGAUCGCCAAACAACAGUCCUUUAUUGGCAGCAGGCUCUUCACAUUCGGCUGAGUGGAGAUAAUUACAUCUCGAAGAAACAGAUACCAACACGACCCGCAUACGGAAAUGCGGUCGAAUUUUCAACUGUUGCUGAAUUAGAUGACAUCAGCUAUGACCUAGAUGCAAUACGUAUUCAGGGAAUGUUGAUUUACGAGAGGAUACUGGGCAUGGACCAUGAGAAUACUUUAGUGUAUUUCAUGAAUCGAGGCGCGUUCUAUCAUCAAGCCAUGCAAUUCCAGAUGUGUAUUGAUUCAUGGCUGCAGGUGCUGCAAAGCCGAAUUCGAAAAUAUUCCAUAUUGCAUCUUAAUACCCGUCGUACCCUGCGGUCCAUCAUUCGGUUGAUGGUGAUUCUAGUGUGUAGAAGUGCUCGCGCGGAGUCAAGUAAUAUGAAUAUACCACGUUUUAAUGAUGUUUAUGGUGUGUUCCAGCUAUUGGCUUCAAAUCUUAUCGAGGCUCGCCAAUUGCUCUCUAUUCGACCGGUUUAUGGAGUGCAGCGAAAGAAAUUCGAUCGUACACUCCAAUAUCUCAUGCAUGUAAUAUACCUACUGCUCACAACGGCUAAGAACGCGGACCAACGAAAUUUAGUGGAGAACUCUGUUCGGGAUUUACUCCACAAGGAUAUACGAUGUGCACUGACUAACGAAACGCUGUUGCAUUUAUCCGUUUCAAAAAUACAAGUUAUGAGGAAUGGAAAUUCUAAUGGAAAUAAUACGCAGGGUAUUUUUCCCAACCCAAACGUGACGAAGCUGCUGCUAGAGUGUGGAGCGCCUGUGGAUGCAUACGAUAACUCGAAAUCCACACCACUGCUCGUUGCUGCCUUGCCCCGCAAUUAUGUGAAAGAAGUGGUCCAAGUCCUGAUCGAACACGGUGCCCAUCUAGACCUUCCGAAUCUGAAUGGCCAUCGGCCAACGGAAAUAUUGGCGGAAAAUCCGGCGAACGAUAUCUCAUUGAGCAAUAAGUUAUCACUGAAAUGCCUUUGUUCGAAUGCGAUAGUGAAAUUUGGAAUAACUCAGAGAGAUACAUUACCCCGCACUCUAGUGGAUUUUGUGCGGGUCCAUGACCACAGCUCAUUUUAG
This is a messenger RNA of Toxorhynchites rutilus septentrionalis, 1983 nucleotides long. RefSeq names its product protein fem-1 homolog C-like. Gene Ontology annotation, molecular function: protein binding. The transcript has a single exon. The record is from RefSeq and is a predicted model, not a curated record. Bases 1 to 1983 code for a protein of 660 amino acids. Lineage: Eukaryota; Metazoa; Arthropoda; Insecta; Diptera; Culicidae.